AUGCGUAGUUUGAAGAUUGCUGAACGUUUCAAGAGCAUUCAAGUUCAUGCUCUUAGUUCUUCAUCUGAAAACAAUGGUGGCAGCAAAACCAAACCUCACAACUUUAGCAGACACAAAACAAUAUUGUCGUGGUCAAAAUCGAAAUUCAGCAACAAUAACAAAACCUCGGAGUUUGCAAAUCUUGUUUCUCUUCAGUUACCUUCUAUUGACACCAUUGAACCAACCAUAGAACCUUAUCUUAAACCUGUAAACCUUGUAGAGACUUUAGCAGAACUCUAUCAACGUAUAGAGUUUUGCUCGUCACAGUCUGAGAAAGUUUCACUUUUUGUGGAGCUUUUUUCUGUUUUGUAUGGUCUUGGAGAUCAGAAGCUACUCAGAAGGUGUCUCAGAACGGCGCGGCAGAACGCCGAGGAUGUGAUGUCAAAGGUUGUGCUUUCUGCUUGGUUAAGGUAUGAGAGAAGGGACGAUGAGCUUGUUGGUGUUUCUUCAAUGGAUUGUGGUGGUUGUAGUGUUCUUGAAUGUCCAAAGAAGAAUUUGGAGAAAGGGUUUAGUCCUUUUUCAAUCAAUGAUCAUUGUCAGUGUAAUGAAGAGAGAAAAAAUGAAACUUGGAAUAAUGAUGAGUGUCUGUGUUUAUCUGAUGAGGAAAGUGAUGUUUUGUUUUGUGUUGGGAAUGAAGAAAUCAAGUGUGUUAGGUGGAGAAUUGCUUCACUUUCAGAACCAUUUAACGCAAUGCUUUGCGGUGGAUUUCUAGAAUCGAAAAUGCGGAAGAUUGAUUUCACAAGAAAUGGGCUAUGCUCAGAAGGUAUGAAAGCACUAGAAUUUUACAGCAGAACAAAAAGGUUGGAUCUUUUCUGUGCUAAGACUGUUUUAGAGCUUCUAUCAUUUGCCAAUAGGUUUUGUUGCGACGAAAUGAAAUCGUCUUGCGAUUCUCAUUUGGCUUCAAUUGUUGAAAAUGUUGAAGAUGCAUUGAUACUCAUUGAGUAUGGUUUGGAAGAAAAAGCAACUCUUCUUGUUGUUUCUUGCUUACAAAUUUUCCUCAGGGAGCUUCCGAAUUCUCUUCGUAAUUCAAAGGUGAUGAAUUUUUUAUGUAGUUUUGAAUCAAAGGAAAAGUUGGAGAAUUUAGGGUGUGCUACUUUUUUGUUGUACUAUUUUCUUAGUCAUGUGGCAAUGGAAGAAAACAUGGUAUCGAGAACGACAUCGAUGUUGCUGGAGAGAAUGAAAGAGUGUGGUGCGGAGAGAUGGCAGAAGGGUCUUGCAUUUCAUCAAUUAGGGUGUGUGUUUCUUGAAAGAAGAGAGUAUAAAGAAGCUCAACGUUGUUUCGAUGAAGCAGUUGAAUUAGGCCAUGUUUAUUCUAUAGCCGGCGUGGCGAGAACAAAGCAUAAACAAGGUCAACCGUAUUCGGCUUAUAAGUUAAUCAGUUCUUUGAUAUUUGAGUAUAAACCAGUUGGAUGGAUGUAUCAAGAGAGAGCAUUGUACAAUAUGGGAAGAGAAAAAGGUUUUGAUUUGGAUUUCGCAACAAAACUCGAUCCUUCACUAUCAUUUCCGUAUAAAUAUAGAGCAUUGGAGAAAGUUGAAGAGAAGCAAAUAAAAGAAGGGAUUAUGGAACUUGAUAAGUUUCUUGGAUUUAAGCUUUCACCUGAUUGUUUAGAAUUGAGGGGUUGGUUGUAUAUUGCAUUAGAGGAUUAUGAUAGCGCUAUGAGAGAUAUUAGAGCAUUGUUAACCAUAGAGGCUAAUUAUAUAACUUUACAUGGGAGGAUUAGAGGAGAAUGCUUGGUUCAAAUUCUUAAAAGUCGAAUUCAGAAGAAGAAUCAGGCUGAUUGUUGGAUGCAAUUGUAUCAACAAUGGUCUUCAGUUGAUGAUGUUGGUUCUUUGGCUAUUAUUCAUCAGAUGCUAGAGAAUGAGCCCGGAAAGAGUUUGCUCGAGUUUCGUCUUUCUCUACUACUCUUGAGGUUAAACUGUCAAAAGGCUGCAAUGCGCAGUUUGCGGCUGGCAAGAAACCAUUCUAGCUCAGUGCAGGAAAGACUAAUUUAUGAAGGAUGGAUUCUAUACGAUACUGGCUAUCGUGACGAAGCUGUUACACGGGCUGACAGAUCCAUUGAAAUUCAGAAAUCAUUUGAAGCCUUUUUCCUAAAAGCAUAUGUGCUAGCAGAUACAAAUCUGGAUCCCGAAUCUUCUUGUUAUGUUAUUCAGCUUCUUAAAGAAGCACUUAAAUGUCCUUCGGACGGACUUCGCAAAGGACAAGCACUGAAUAACAUGGGGAGUAUUUAUGUGGAUUGUGGUAAAAUAGAACUCGCAAACGAGUGCUACAACAAUGCCCUUGCGAUUCGGCACACACGAGCUCAUCAAGGUCUGGCGCGCGUUUAUCAACAGAAAAAUCAACGGAAGGCUGCAUACGAUGAGAUGACAAUGCUAAUCGAGAAGGCGGAGAGCACUGCCUCGGCGUAUGAGAAACGGUCGGAAUAUUGUGACCGUGAGAUGGCGAUGGCUGAUCUUGAUGUUGCAACACACCUUGAUCCUUUAAGGACAUACCCUUACAGAUACAGGGCAGCAGUGCUGAUGGAUGAGCAAAAAGAAACAGAAGCUGUAGAAGAACUCACCAAGGCUAUAAAAUUCAAGCCUGACCUUCAAAUGCUUCAUCUGCGAGCCGCGUUUUACGAGUCAAUGGGAGAUCUAUCGUCUGCUCUUACAGAUUGUAAGGCAGCACUUUGUUUAGAUCCAAACCAUGCAGCAACAGUUGAGUUAUAUCAAAGGAUACAAAAGCUUAACUUUUAA
Messenger RNA from Lathyrus sativus (Indian pea), 2772 nucleotides. The record is from the annotation of a GenBank genome assembly. NCBI's taxonomy places the organism in Eukaryota, Viridiplantae, Streptophyta, Magnoliopsida, Fabales, Fabaceae.